AUGUAUCUCAAGAGUACAGAAGAAGAGACUCUGCGAAGAAUCAUCAAAGAUGUAAAUGCUCGAAAUAUAGGCAAUUUGGAGGAAGUAGAAGAAGAGAUGGUAAAGCAGCUGCAUGAAUUCUUGAGAGGGAGAAAGUACCUUGUGGUUCUUGAUGAUGUAUGGGAAAAGGAGGUUUGGGAUAGUUUGGAAGCUGCAUUUCCUACUAGUGGAAUGACAGAAGACGAAAGCCUAGAAUUGUUUUGCAAGAAAUCACUCCUGGGAAUGGAUUAUUUUCCCUCCGACUCGGAGAAUCUAGGAAGAGAGAUGGUGACGAAAUGCGGCGAUCUCCCCUUGCAAGUGGUGGUGCUUGGAGGAUUACCAUCCAGGAAAAUCAAGACUAGAGAGGAGUGGGAACAUGUCAUCAAAACAUCAGUUGGCACCUGA
Prunus mume (Japanese apricot) is the source of this 423-nucleotide messenger RNA. Lineage: Eukaryota; Viridiplantae; Streptophyta; Magnoliopsida; Rosales; Rosaceae. The record is from RefSeq and is a predicted model, not a curated record.